Molecule: messenger RNA, 2007 nt
Organism: Rubroshorea leprosula
Lineage: Eukaryota; Viridiplantae; Streptophyta; Magnoliopsida; Malvales; Dipterocarpaceae
Source: the annotation of a GenBank genome assembly
ACUUAUUCAGUGGAGAUCAUUCCAACACUACAGGACAAAUUUUUCAUGGAAGGAUAUUUCUCAUGCAAGGUAAGACCAAUGGAGGGAAGACUAGUUUUACUUGAAAGGGGUGAUGAGGAGGAGAUGAAAGAUUUGGUGGAAUUAGCACCGGAAUGGUUGGGGCAAUGGUUUGAGGAUAUAAAACCAUGGAACCCAACAAUAGUUGCAAGAGAAAGGUUUGUAUGGCUAAGAUGCCAAGGCGUCCCAGCCCAUGCUUGGGGACCUGAAUCCUUUGCCACAAUCGGGAAUGUGUGGGGGAAAUUUAUAUCCACAAAUGAUAGCACUAGCAAAAAGAAAAGAUUUGAUAUUGGGAAAAUUCUGAUAUCCACCCUUGUUAUGGAGUUCAUUUCAAAAUCAAUGAACAUAAGAGUGAAUGACGUGCCAUUUUUUAUCAAAGUAAUGGAGGAAAAGGCAACUAAUGGCAUCUUCUCCAUGACAUCUGACCAUGCAUUCAAAGAGUCAACUGAUGCAAAAGCUAGCAAUUCAAAAAUGUGGUCCUUGUACAGUGAUAUCGAUGGCGCCAUUGACGAGUCUGUUCAAGGUGGUGGUUGCUCCAGGCAUUCCUUCAAAUGUGCAGAUGGGAAGGUGGAAGAUGAUGACAAGGAAAGAAAAGCCAACGUGGAGAGCAAGAAUGAAAUGGUAGAUGACGUGGAAUCUGAGAAUGGGCGAGAGCGAGAAAAAAGUCAACUUGGUAGCCAAGGGAAGAAGGCAACGGCUAGACAAAAGAUUUUUGAAUUUGAAAAUGUGGAAAACAGCUUGAUAAGUGUUGAAGAAUCCAUCAAACAAUCAGAUAAUGAAUGUAUUGCUGUAGGCAUCGGGAAUACUCAAGGACUUCUUAUCAACACCCAAGGGGAGACGGCGGAGGAGGCCACAAAAUUGGGAUCGAGAGCAGCAAAAAAGAAGAAAGUCGGUAAAGUUAAAAGUGCUAGAGUGGAGAGAGAAAAGACAGAUGAUAUGUGUGACAAGGAAGGGGAGAAACAAAGAGGUGAUGGAAGCUUCGUUGGAGUGGAAAUUCACAGUGAGGAACAAGCCUUUUGGCAAGGGAGAGAGGAAUGCCCAGGGAUAGAGACGAAACAGAGCAAAUCAAAAAAAGCCCAAGAAAUAGAGGAUAGGAUGCCGAAGUUCAGUCUAGAUCCCCAAAACCAGGCAGCGGAGGAUUCAAUCACAGAUAGCGGCAUUGAAAAUAGAAAUAGAUGCUUGGGAUCUGAGGCAAAAAGUGGCACUGGAGAACAGAUCUCGGGGUUUGCAAAGAUAAUUAGAGUUGUGGAUCGAGGUAAUGAGGAUGACGUCCUGCGAAGACUUGAAGCCAUGGAGGAGCGGGACAAGGAGACAGGAGUAGGAAAGGAAGGUAAGAAAAGAGGGGUGAGGGAACUAGUUGCUCGGGAGAAGGUAAAGUUCUUAAUAGUACAAGAAUCCAAGGUAAAGGGCGUUGAUACUCAACUUUGCAGAGCUCUAUGGGGAUCAGAUAACUUUGAAUGGGUUGCUCAACCCUCAAAAGGGGACGCUAAUACAAAAUUUUUCCACAGAUGUGUGAAAGGACGAAGAAGCAGGAAUGACAUAGUGAGUAUUAUGGUGGGUAGUGAGCGGUUGGAGGAAGUAAAGGAACUUAAAGAAGGUGUGGCAAGGAACUUCGAAAGCUUGUUCCAAGAGGAAGAGUGGCAGCGCCCAGUGCUAAAUGGAAUUGAAUUUAAGAAGAUUUUAGCAGAGGAGGGGUCAAUGUUGGAAGCACCGUUCAAAGAGGAAGAGGUUAAACAAGCAGUGUGGAGUUGUGAGAGUUCAAAGGCACCGGGGCUUGAUGGGUUUAACUUCAAAUUCAUCAAGGAAAUGUAGGAGGUCAUCAAAGGGGAUAUAUUGGGGUUUGUUGACGAUUUCCAAAAGCAUGGAAAAUUGGUCAAAAGGGUUAAUAGCAGCUUCAUUAUAUUAAUACCCAAAGUCGACAACCCACAAAAAUAGAAGAAUUUAGACCCA